AGGAAAAAAGGAAAUUGAUUCUCGCCUUUAUUUCUGUUGUGAACCCAAUCCCUGUUUCUUUGGAUACUCAACUAAUUGUUGUUAUUUUCUCUUCUAAUUUAACCAAUUAAUAUGCUUCCCUGAUUCUCCAACCCCAUAGAUUGUAAAUCUGUCAGAAAUCCGAUUGAAUCUUCACCAUUCAGAUAAUAUUAUUCACCAAAUAUACUAAUCAAUUCAUCUUCAUCACCAUCAUAUCAUUUUCUCUCUCCCUUUUAUUUAGAUCGAAUAAUUUUCCAAGCAAUUAAUGUUCUCUCAUUAAUUGUGUGUCCAUUCAAUCUUGAAAUCAUCUUUCAUUGAGCUUAUGUCUCACUGACCAAUCCAGGGAAUUGUUUGUAUGGUUUUUGCUUCUUGGUCAACAAUCAAGAUGAAGUCAAUUGUCUUAACAACAUUAUCCAUUUUUCUUGGAUUAUUUUUCCUUUUAAUUGGUACAUUAAAAGUGUCACCAUCAGUUAAUCGUGAUAUGCACCGAGAGAUACGUCGGAAUUAUGUUCGAUAUGCCAAAGUAUUUCCUCUUCCAAAUAUCACCGGUUUUCGAGUGUCACCUAAAUAUUAUCGGCUGAUUGUCGGUUGGUCCGAGAUUAUUGCUGGUCUAACAUUAGCCAUAAUUCCGGGGCGAAUUAAACAAUUAGCUAAUUGGAUUCUUCUCAUAUUAACUAUUCUCGGUUUGUACACUCAUGUUGUGGUCAAGGAUAAAUUUGAAAAAACAGCUCCAUCAAUUGUGUUCAUGUUAAUGCUUACCUGUCGUUUAAUUGUCCAUGUCCAGGUUAGACGGAGAGAAGCAGCUAAACCGAAAACAGAUUGAACAAUUAAACUUAAUCAUCGGCUAUUUUAAUGCAUAUUAAUAAAUAUACUCAUUGCAAUUAUUACUCAUUCUUCAGGAUUAAUCAAUGGUCAUCUUCAAUUAACUGUUCCUUUGGAUUAAUUUUCUUAUACCUUUAUGAUCAUAAGGAAAAUUCAUAAAUAUAUAAAUAUGUAUAUCAUUUAGUUCACCAAUAUUAUAAUCAAUUGGUAUUACUUGAUAAUAGGAAAAAAGGUUUAAUCAAUAAUUGAAAUGUAAUUGAUUAAGGUGAUUCCAAUUAAACUUUGUAAUUUUGUU
Molecule: messenger RNA, 1135 nt
Organism: Panonychus citri (citrus red mite)
Lineage: Eukaryota; Metazoa; Arthropoda; Arachnida; Trombidiformes; Tetranychidae
Product: novel acetylcholine receptor chaperone-like
Exons: 1
Coding region: 374-841 (155 amino acids)
Biological process (GO): positive regulation of protein localization to cell surface; chaperone-mediated protein complex assembly
Cellular component (GO): endoplasmic reticulum
Source: RefSeq, a predicted model, not a curated record